Eimeria tenella is the source of this 2886-nucleotide messenger RNA. Its product is annotated as PheS phenylalanine-tRNA synthetase, probable (IC), related. The transcript has 9 exons. The annotation marks the transcript as partial. The record is from RefSeq and is a predicted model, not a curated record. Gene Ontology annotation, biological process: tRNA aminoacylation. Gene Ontology annotation, molecular function: tRNA binding; ATP binding; aminoacyl-tRNA ligase activity. Lineage: Eukaryota; Apicomplexa; Conoidasida; Eucoccidiorida; Eimeriidae.
AUGCAGCUCCCAGGCUGCCUAUUGCUGCUGUUGCUGGCUGCAGCAGGAGCAGCAGCUCACAGUGCAGCAGCAACGCCUGCCGCAGCAGCAGCAGCAGCAGUAGCAGCAACCCGCGCCAGCCUUUACACAGCGCAUAGGGCCCUUUCGUUCCUCCUGGCACCACCCGCGGCCCGUGGGGCCCCCAGGGGGCCCCCCUGCUGCGCUGCAGCAGGGGCCCCUAGGGGGCCCCCUGGGGGGCCCCCCAGGGGGCCCCCGCAGGGGCCCCUGCAGGGGCCCCCAGGGGGGCCCCUCAGAAAGCCCCCGCAGAGCCCAGUGUGGCUGAGUGGCUGCAGCAGCAGCUCGAGGGGGCCCUCAAGGGUCAAGACCUUUCCAUUUUGCUGCCUCGGGGGUCAGCUGAGGCUGAGGCCCUCUCAGAAACCCUCAGGGGGGCCCCCCUGGAGGGCCCCUGGGGGCCCCCAAGGGGUGGUCCCCCUCAGGGGGCCCCCCCCUUGGGGGCCCCCGGGGGCUCCCUCCCAGCCUUUAAGGGGGGCCCCCCGGGGGACCCCUACUGCCCCGCUGAGGGCCCGAGGAGCAGCAGCAGCUGCUCGGGGGCCCCUGUGGCUGCAGCAGCAGCAGACUGGGGGCCCAGGGGCCCCCAAAGAAGCUGCAAAUGAGGGGCCCCCCAAGACAGAGGGGGGGCCCCUGUGGGUCUCGCGGCUGCCAGCCGACAGCCCUGCAGCAGCUGCGCUGCUGCAGCAGCUGCUGCUAUCUCAGCAGCAGCAGCAGAAGCACCCCGCGAGGCCUCCAGUGCUGUUCCUCACCCCUAGGGGUACCAAACAGAAAGCAGCAACAGCAGCAGCAGCAACAGCAGCAGCAGCAGCAGCAACAAGCGCAGCAGCAAAGGCAGGUGCAAGAGAACCCGAAGCCGCAGGAUCCGCUGCAGAGGCAGCAGCCGCAACCGAAACACAAGCAGCAGCAGCAGCAGCAGUGAGGGGGCCCUUUGGAUUGGAUUGGCACUGCAGCAAAAUAGAGGAUUUGGGGGCCCCUGUUGUUUGGGGGCCCCUGCUGGCCCCUCCCUCAUUUGCUGCUUGGGCAAAGCUGCAGCCGCAGAAGCUGCAUCUUCUUGUGGCUAGCUUGGCUGCUGCUACUCCUGCUGCUGCUGCUCCUGCUGCUCCUGCUGCUGCUGCUGCACCCAGCGAGGCCUCCUCGGGGGCCCCGCCAGGCGGCUGGGCGGCGGCGAACGGCGAGGCGUCGUCUGCAGCAGCAGCAAAAUCAGCAGCAGCAGCAGCUGCAGCAGCAGCAGCAAGUGCGGACGCUGGGACUCAAGCAGCAGCAGCAGGCGCUGCUGCUGCUGCUGCUGCUGCUGCUGGGCGGUGCGCGCUGGGCAGGCCGCUGGGCAGCGACUUCGUUUUGCUGUCGCCUUUUGUGUCUCUUCCAGCAGCAGCAGCAGCAGCAGCACUAACCCACAGGGGGGCCCCCCUUGCUGCUGCUAGGGGGGCCCCCCUAGCAGCAGGGCCCCGCAAGUCUCUUGAGAAAGCUUUGGGAAUGAAACUUUCGAAACACAUGCUCCUCAAAACCCUCGCGGAAGUCAGCAACACGGCGCUUGCUGCUGCUGCUGCUGUUGAGCUGGGCUUGGCCCUCUGCGCCGGGGGGGGCCUUCACCACGCCGGGCGCGAAAGGGCUGGGGGUUUUUGUCUCCUCAAUGAUGUUGCUGCUGCUGCUGAGCUGGCGCUGCAGCAGCACAGAGUCAGAUCCUCUGUAGAUAUUUCUCUCCCGGAAGGCUGUGGGGACGAGGAGUACCUCCGGGCCUUCGAACCCGUCUCAGCGUUCGUCCUCCCAGCGCAGCAGCAGCAGCAGCAGCAGCGGCUCUGCAGCAAAUCAGCAAACCUGGUGCCAGCCUUUUACACACCCAUAUUGUCCACGGGAUGCUUCCGUGCCCGCAGCAGCAGCAGCAGCAGCAGCAGUAGCCCCCUAGGGUCCCUGCAGCCAGGGGCUCCUCAGUACUUUCCGCGGCGUUCAGCAGCAGCAAGAACUUCAGCAGCAGCAGCAGCAGCAGCAGCGGCACCCCCACUAUCUCCAUUGCCCGCAGCAGCAGCAGCAGCAGCAUCAGCAGCAACAGCAGCAGCAACAACACCCCAGCUAUCCCCAACAGCAGCAAACCCCCCGCCUUCCCCAGCAUCAGCAGCAUCAGCAGCAUCAGCAGCAGCCGCAGCAGCAGCAGCAGCAACAGCAGCAGGAGCAGCAGCGCUGCCUCCCCAUUUGAGGGUUUACUACCAGCGCAAUCUCCAUUUGACUGAGCCCUCAAACCCUUUAUUUCUUCUCUACCAAAAAGUCCUCCACUUCUUCCGUCAGGGACUUUCUCCCGUUGUGUCUGCUGCUGCCAACUUCGAGCUGCUGCAGAUCUCCAGGGCCCACCCCGCAGCUUCUCCUAAGGAAACUUUUUAUUUGAAAGCAGCAGCAGCAGCAGCAGCAGCACCCAGCAGCAGCAGCAGCAGCAGCAGCAGCGCGGGGGCCUUUUGCCUCCGCACCCACACCUCCGCCCACAUACCCCACUGCCUCACGUGGGCCUUCAGGCAUUUCAACUUCUCCCCACAGCAGCAGCAGCAGCAGCAGCAGCAGCAGCAGCAGCAGCAGCAAGGGGCCCCCGGGGGGCCCCCCUUUGGGGGAAACGUCUUUUUAGUGGUUAGCGGAGAAGUGUACAGAAAGGACUCGGUGGAUAAUUUUCAUUUUCCAGUUUUUCACCAAAUGGAAAUUAUGAAAGUUUUGCAAGAAGGAGUGGAGCCUGAAGAAGAUCUCAAAAGGGUCAAAAGGACCGUUCGAGGUCUGCUGCGUUUUCUUUUUCCUGGUCGGAAGUUUGUUUUGUCAAAAGACACUUUUCCAUUUACAAACCCUUCCAUACAAGCCGAG